AUGGAUGGAGUUAAAGAAUGGUUCAAUUCAAUACCCCCAGUUUCAAGAUACAUGUUUGCAAUAUUUUUAGGUAUCCCAGUUUUAGCGGCAAUGCAUUUAAUUAGUUUCAAUUAUUUAUAUUUAGAUUUUACAUUCACUUUUAAACAUUUCCACUUAUGGAGAUUAAUAACCGCUCCUUGUAUUAUUUCAAGUUUAGGUCCAAUGUUUUUAUUUAAUUUAAUUUUCUUUUAUCAAUAUACAACUAGAUUAGAGAGUUUAAAUUAUGCAGGAAAAUCAGAUGAUUAUUUAUUUUGUAUAAUUUUUAUUUCAAUUUGUAAUAUUAUAUUUGGACUUAUCUUUGAAUAUUAUUUCUUAGGUACAAUGACUAUUAUGUCAUUGAUUUACAUUUACUCAAGAAUGAAUCCAACUGGUACAAGUAAUUUCUAUGGAUUCUUUUCAUUCAAAACCAUUUAUUUACCAUGGGUAUUUUUAGUAGCACAUUUCCUUCAAACUGGUCAUCCACCAUAUAGCGAUUUCUUGGCAAUCGUAUCUGGUCAUAUCUUCUUUUAUUUGACUGAUAUCUAUCCAAGAGCUAAUGGUGUACCAGCUUUAAUCAAAACUCCAAAAUUCAUUACAAACAUCUUUAAUAAAGGUGACAGAAAUCCAAAUAAUGUUCGUAGAGAUCCAAGAACUGGUAGACCAAUUCAAGAAGGUGGUUAUAAUUGGGGUCAAGGUCAUGCACUUGGUUAA
Messenger RNA from Dictyostelium discoideum AX4, 729 nucleotides. RefSeq lists its product as hypothetical. The transcript is spliced from 2 exons. Bases 1 to 729 code for a protein of 242 amino acids. Lineage: Eukaryota; Evosea; Eumycetozoa; Dictyosteliales; Dictyosteliaceae. The record is from RefSeq and is a predicted model, not a curated record. Gene Ontology annotation, biological process: response to stress. Gene Ontology annotation, cellular component: endoplasmic reticulum membrane.